UACUCAGUAAGCCAAUGCCUUUGUUUCUCAGGUAGGUCUCUGUAGAAGGAACCUAUUACUCUCUGCAUUGCUGGAAAACACUCAGAGGUGUGGAAGGACAAGGCUUGCCACAGCUUAGGCUUCUAGGGAACUUUCUCUCCAGAAGAACUUUGAUUUUAAUCAGAAAUACCUUGGAAAGAUUCAAGAAGCCCUAGAGGGGAAGCAGGCCUGUGAAGGACCAACAUGGGAAUCCUAUACUCUGAGCCCAUCUGCCAGGCAGCCUACCAGAAUGACUUUGGUCAAGUGUGGCGGUGGGUAAGAGAAGACAGCUGCUAUGUCAACAUUCAGGAUGGCUUCAAUGGAGACACUCCUCUCAUCUGUGCUUGCAGGCGAGGGCAUGUGAAAAUUGUUUCCUUCCUUUUAAAAAGGAAUGCUAACGUCAACCUCAAAAACCAGAAAGGGAGAACCUGCUUGCAUUAUGCUGUGAAGAAAAGAUUUACCUUCUUUGAUUAUCUAAUCAUUAUCCUCUUAAUGCCUGUCCUGCUCAUUGGGUAUUUCCUCAUGGUAUCAAAGACAAAGCAGAAUGAGUACCUUGUACGAAUGCUUCUUGAUGCCGGUGUCGAGGUUAAUGCUACAGACUGUUAUGGCUGCACUGCACUACACUAUGCCUGUAAAAUGAAAAACCAGACUCUCAUCCCUCUGCUCCUGGAGGCCCAUGCAGACCCCAUGAUAAAGGACAAGCAUGGUGAGAGCUCACUGGACAUUGCACAGAGACUAAAAUUUUCCCAGAUUGAAUUAAUGCUAAGGAAAGCAUCAUAAUCCUGUGACCUCACAAGUGGAGACACAGACAAUGCUAAAGGACUGGAUUCUGUUUCCAUCUUAGACUGCUGGCCUGUGGGCCACCUAGCAUGGAUACCUCCAUUAUGAGAUAAUCAUGGCUGCCAUGGUUAAUGUUUUUGAAGAGCCUUUAUUUAUAAUGUUUUUUUACUCAAUGGAGUUCACUAUCACCAUAAUUGUUCAUGGAAAACUAUUAAACCUCUGUUAAAAAUUGAUAUUUCAAAUUCAGCCUCUCCUGAAGAAAAGGAGCAGAGUAUCUGAGAUUCUGUCUUUCCAGUUGUAUUAGGCUUAUAAUGAAUCAGUCUUGUUUACUUCAUGCUGGGGAGAAAAAUGUUCCUUUCAGGUCCCAUUAAGUAUGAAAAGGAGGAAUCCAAGUCUGUACAUUUGUAUUGAAUGAUAUGUAUAUGUGUGAAGUUCAGAGACUCCAAUGUAAAUAUGCCUUUGAU
Heterocephalus glaber (naked mole-rat) is the source of this 1262-nucleotide messenger RNA. RefSeq names its product ankyrin repeat domain 22 (gene Ankrd22). Gene Ontology annotation, molecular function: protein binding. The record is from RefSeq and is a predicted model, not a curated record. Lineage: Eukaryota; Metazoa; Chordata; Mammalia; Rodentia; Bathyergidae.